Molecule: messenger RNA, 1795 nt
Organism: Phaeodactylum tricornutum CCAP 1055/1
Lineage: Eukaryota; Bacillariophyta; Bacillariophyceae; Surirellales; Neidiaceae
Exons: 1
Coding region: 27-1547 (506 amino acids)
Source: RefSeq, a predicted model, not a curated record
GAUGCGGCGCUCGAGUUUUGUCAACCAUGCUAGGUCCAACGUCUUUUAGAAUGAAAAACCGUACACCAGAUGAGCUUGACCAGAAGAAUAAAUUAACGAUGGAAUCGAAGCCUCCGGCGAAACCGCCGAGCAAGGCUGAUGAUCCUGACCUCAAGGAAUCGACGACGGUUUUUCCGAAGCGGAAAGCAUCUGACAUUUCGACGAGUGAUAACACAGUAACGCCUGUCAAAAAGAAGAGAAAGUCACCUGCAAAUCCAUGGAAAAAACCGAAAGAUAUGCCAAAAAGGCCAUUGAGUGCGUAUAAUCUUUUUUUCAAGGAAGAACGGUAUCGUCUGUUGAGCGCUGGUCCAAGAAGCUCAAGAACGGAUGAGAAAGCUCAAACCUCUCGUCACUCGUCAAUUGGGGAAUCGGACGACUCGACAGGGAGUUCGAGACGACAACACGUGAAAGUAUCAGGUAUUGGUUUUGCAAAUCUGGCAAAGCUUAUUGGGGCAAAAUGGAAUGAUUUAGAUGACGAGACUCGUUUACCCUUUGUCCGGCGUGCAGCUGUUGACAAGCAGAGGUACGAUGUUGCCGUUGCCGAGUGGCGGCUGACACAAAAAAAUAAAAAGCAGAACGUUCCGCCAGACAAUCGACGUGCAUCUAAGCCCACACCGACUGGUUUUGCUGAUCAAAAGGGAUCGCUUUUGCUCAGCUCUGAGCGUUCUUACGAAGCGAUAUCGGAUCCGUAUCCGCCGGAAUGGUUUGAAACCACCGACUCCUCAAGGCAACUUCAGGCACGCUUGUACGCACACGAACAGACCGUGUACGGUACUUCCCCACUCAGUCCGAGAUAUGCUACCCAUCCGGGGGCGGCUUUUGCAAUGCAUCAGAAUCAUCACCCGCACCAUGUCUCGCAAAAUUAUCACCUACCUUCUCUUUCACCACAAACUCUUCAUAACCAGUACGACGAUCCGCGGCGUCAACCUAUAUUUCAUAACCCACCAGAUUUUUACACCCAGCAAAGCAUCGACCACGAUCCAGCUUUCCGUCAUCAAUUCGGUGCUAGAGAGGAUACACGGGAGGAUCCACGAGGAUCGUCCUACAUCAUGUCACCGUCUCAGCGAGGAGGCUUUCAAGGCUCUUUUGAGGAGGCUGUGCCCCACAACCCUGUGCGUUCUCACGGCACACACGAACUUUACGGUUACGUGCCGCUACAACACUAUCCAGAAGGAACGAUAACUAACCCAAACGCCGCGAUUCGACCAAUGGGUUCACUUCCGAUGCUUCCGCAUGUGUCGAGUGGUCAGUAUCCGGAGGGAACGCCGUCACGUGUCAGAUUUGAUUCAGCGCGAAUGGCACGGGGGGAUGUACAGGCACACCCCGUGUUUGAGCGUCGCUAUCCCCCGCGCAUGGAACAUAUACCGUUGGAGGGUGCACCGACUCCGGGAGACGGUGCCGAAACGGCCGCCCGCCCGGAAGCUACCAACGACAAUGAAUCGAUCGGAGUCCUACGCCAAAAUCUGGACGACGACACGAUUAAUUUUCUAACCAAUCUACAGUUCUAACGAUGCGCUCAAUCCCCCUCACCGAGUACAGCAUGUUUGUUGCUGCUUGGAUGAGGGAAGGUGAUGCGCAGAAGGAUGUUCCCGGGCUUUGCACCAUUGGCCCAAUUUGUCAAACAACUCUUUUCCGUGGGGUAAGAGAAUGACACCUUUUUCGUAUUUUUCUUUUUAUGCAAUCUGUCCGGUAUCCCUUAAUGUAUUUGUGACCAUGUUAACCGUAAUUCCACCGUAAUUCAUAACGUUCUUGCUAC